Molecule: messenger RNA, 794 nt
Organism: Trichoderma harzianum CBS 226.95
Lineage: Eukaryota; Fungi; Ascomycota; Sordariomycetes; Hypocreales; Hypocreaceae
Exons: 3
Coding region: 1-537 (178 amino acids)
Source: RefSeq, a predicted model, not a curated record
AUGAGCCUCGCGGAGUUCGCCUCUGAAGCACUACUAUGUUACUAUCCAGCUAACUGUUGGGCGUGUAUUCAUAUGACCAAGUGGCGCUCAUUUUUAGCUAGGACAGGCAUCGAAGCGGCAGGGCAACAUAGCCCUAUGUGUACUGGCCGUUGUGGUCGCGUGUUCCCUUUAAGUUUCUUUGGAGAUCCAAUUCAGGGCCGCACUGCUGUAAGAAUCUCUGAUGGGGGUCCCGAUCUACAUCGUGGUACUGAUCUAUCAAUAUUGUAUACGCCAACAUGUUUGCAGAGCCGAAAGUUCCGUGGAGGCUGCGUGGGAAAAGACCGAGAAGAGGCGACUUGGAAUCGCUAUCUGCGCGGUUACCAGGCUCCAUUCUCUGAGUCUGCCCCCCAAGUCUUUACCCUCAUAGUGCAGCCUUACAUGUAUACAGCAUACAUGUAUAUUGUCCUAAGCGCCAGCAAAAUGUGUAUUCAUGAAGCAGCACUAUCUGGCUAUACAUCGCUGCCCCAGCAGCCUCUUUUUGCUACAUUCUUGUUGUGAGCGCCGAUCGCCGCUUGGAGCAGGAAUAGCAACCGGCCACAACGCUGCGUGGGAUGCUACCAACUGCAAAGCUUGUCACAUGCAGAAUCAUGAAGAACACGUCCAACAGCUUGGGGGCCAAAAUCAACAAUGGCACAAGCGCCCCGACCGUCUCUGAUAAGUGGCUCAAAAAUUAUGCAUUCUGUACAAAGAAGAUAGCUAGUGACACGUCCCUAAGUCAUCUUCGGUGCAUUUAAGCCUCUGGUUCCUGGACUAGU